Girardinichthys multiradiatus is the source of this 1296-nucleotide messenger RNA. Its product is annotated as low affinity immunoglobulin gamma Fc region receptor II-b-like. Gene Ontology annotation, molecular function: transmembrane signaling receptor activity. Lineage: Eukaryota; Metazoa; Chordata; Actinopteri; Cyprinodontiformes; Goodeidae. The coding region runs from base 143 to 1237 and encodes 364 amino acids. The transcript is spliced from 9 exons. The record is from RefSeq and is a predicted model, not a curated record. Gene Ontology annotation, biological process: cell surface receptor signaling pathway.
UAGCUUUGAAUAAAGAAAACCUUCAUUUGUAUGUUAGACAGAAGGAGGAACCAACCUCACAUUUAUAUUUCCAGGAAGAAGGCGGGCUUUAUUCUGAGGCCCCAACAGGAAACAAACAGUGGUCAGAUGGUGAAGUGGCACCAUGAUGGAAACAUCUCUACAACAUCUGCUCUUUUCCUGUUUGCUGGUUUGCUGCAUAAAUAAUGAAGUCCUCCCAGCUGGUCUGACUGUGAGUCCCAGCAGAUCUCAGUUCUUUCAAGGAGACUCUGUGUCUCUGAGCUGUGAGGAGGACAACAUCUCUGCUGGAUGGACUGUGAGGAGAAACACAACCAGAAGAACCAGAACUCAAUGUGGAGAUGGAUGGGGAGAACCAGCUGGUUCUUCCUGUACCAUCAGCAGCCUCUACAAACAUGAAACUGGAGUGUACUGGUGUGAGUCCAGAGAGGGAGCAGCCAGCAGCAGCAUCCAGCUCACUGUCUCUGGUGGAUCAGUGAUCCUGCAGAGUCCUAUCCUCCCUGUGAUGGAGGGAGAUGACGUCACUCUGAGCUGUCAAACAAAGACUCCCUCCAACCUCCCAGCUGCUUUCAUUAAAGAUGGCGUCUUCAUCAGGACUGAGCCUGCAGGUCACAUGACCCUCCACCAUGUGACCAGCUCUGAUGAAGGUCUCUACAAGUGUUUCAUCAGUGGUGAUGGAGAGUCUCCAUCCAGCUGGAUCUCUGUCUCAGAGAAACCUUCCACCACUGGACCAACCACAUACCUCCCUCCUCCUUCUUCUUCUUCUUCUCCUCCACCUUCUUCUUCUCCUUCCUUCCUUCAACCUCUACACUAUGUGCUCCUGUCUCUUGCAUUGGUCAUUAUUGUGGUUCUGCUGCUGGUUCUGGUUCUGAUGGUGAGACGACAUGUUAGGAGAAAGUCUGAAGGUGGUCCAGAAGGUGGAGAGGACAGCAUUACUUACAGUGACGUCAACAUCUCCCAUCAUCAGCGACAGAAAACCAAGUCCAACAAAGAAAGUGACCAGACUCCAGUCUACUCGGCAGUGAGAACGAAGGAUGUCAGCUAUGGAGAGAUCAACAUCAGAACCAAGAAGAAGAAGUCAAAGAGUCCAGGAAGUGACCCGUGUGCUGUAUACUCAGCUGUUAAGACAAAUGAUGGUAAUUAUGGAAAGAAUAUCAUCAGAGAAAAUAGGAAAAGAGAACCUUUACCAGACCCAGAUGUUGUCUAUUCUUCAGUGAAGUAGUCCAGAUGAUGUCCACCAGCCCGCUCUCAGCUCGUUCCCCCAGAACCAAACAUCAGUGU